Amphiprion ocellaris (clown anemonefish) is the source of this 1511-nucleotide messenger RNA. RefSeq names its product akirin 2 (gene akirin2). Gene Ontology annotation, cellular component: chromatin; nucleus. The transcript has 5 exons. Lineage: Eukaryota; Metazoa; Chordata; Actinopteri; Pomacentridae. Bases 357 to 896 code for a protein of 179 amino acids. Gene Ontology annotation, molecular function: transcription coregulator activity. Gene Ontology annotation, biological process: positive regulation of transcription by RNA polymerase II; positive regulation of innate immune response. The record is from RefSeq and is a predicted model, not a curated record.
GCGUAUUACUAGCCAAACAGACGGGACUAACGCGUAUGCUAGUUUGAACCCCUCAAUGGUCGGGAUUUAUGCAGUAAAAUCUGAAGUCAUCUGGUUUUAUACGACGGUUACGCUUCGUGAUUUUGUUCACAUUUAUUUCAAUAUAUAUUCAGUAACGUAAAGUUUGUACGAUUAAUAAGCAGCAGACAACGAGUGGCGAAAAACCGCGUAUUUAUCUGCAACCCGGAAUCGCUGGCUACUACUGUUCGACUUAGCUAACGCUACAUAGCAUUAGCAGGACAGACCGGAGCCCAGGCCCGGACUCGCAUACAACAAGGGAUUUUGGCUUUUGUAAGUUUUGGGCACGUUUAAACGUAAUGGCUUGUGGGGCUACUCUGAAAAGGACUCUGGACUUUGACCCGUUAAUGAGCCCGGCUUCCCCUAAAAGAAGGAGGUGCGCCCCUAUCAUGUCUCCGGUCUCCUCACCGCAGAAAUAUCUGCGUAUGGAGCCCUCGCCUUUCGGGGAAGUGUCGUCCAAACUAACAACAGAGCAAAUCCUACACAAUAUUAAACAGGAGUACAAACGGCUGCAGAAACGUCGACACCUGGACAGUGGUUUCCAGCAGCCAGAUGGCUGCUGUCCUCUGGACCUUCAGAACCUUCAUGGUGGACCAGCCCUACCAGGUAUGUCCUCAGGUGCCUCAUCUCCCUUCCGGAAAGAACAGCCGUUAUUUUCCCUCAGACAGGUUGGGAUGAUCUGCGAAAGACUACUGAAGGAGCGAGAGGACAAAAUCCGUGAAGAGUAUGACGAGAUACUGACAACAAAGCUUGCAGAGCAAUAUGAUGCUUUUGUCAAAUUCACACAUGAUCAACUGAUGCGACGGUUCGGAGAGCAGCCUGCAAGCUAUGUUUCCUGAGUGUCAGCGUCUGACUUCAGGGAACACCAUUUGCUGCAAGCUGCUCCAGGGACUCUGUGGGUCUAGUUGGACUUGUUUUUCUAGCUGUGCCAUAUCGCCUCUAUGUGGACUCACUGCCUCAGGCAUCAGUUAGUGGCAUCGUUUGCUGUUGCUCCCACAGUUAGGAGGCCUUCUUGCUGCCGACAUAUCCAAGAACUCUGACUCUACCAGUGGCCUCUUAACUGCCGUGUCAAUAUUUAUUUGGCUGUGUUCUAAUGGCUUUGUAAAAAGCUGACUGCCAUCACACACUUGGCCUUUUGAUUUUCUUUAGUUUUUGUCGUAUUGAGUUAUUUUACAGAGAGAAUGUUAGCUGUGCAGCUUUUCUAUAUGUACUUUUUAAAUAAAAGGGAUUGGACAAAGGCAGCUUUCAGACUGGACUUUAGGAACAGUUGUCUUCGCUUCUUUAAACAUUGAACUGUACUGGUGAUUACUAUUGCAUUUGUAUACACUGUAAUUUGUUUUCUUAUUUUUUGCUUGACUUUUGUUCAUUGUACCAAGAUUUCACAAUUUUAUUUGCUGAAUGCGUAAAGGUGCUUCGAUACAAGAAAAGCAAUGAAUAAAGUCUUUACACAAGCA